AUGGGCAUACUUCACGACUUUGCCUCUACUGUAUUCGACUAUAUCGUGGUGGGAGGUGGUACUGCAGGCAUUGUUGUAGCUACGCGACUAUCUGAGGACAGCAAUGUGAUUGUAGGACUGAUCGAAGCUGGGCCACCGGUGUUUGGAGAGCCCACAGUGGAUGUACCUGGUAAGAUGGGCCAGACAAUUGGCACUCAAUACGACUGGGCUUUUGAAACGGUGCCUCAAGUUGGUCUCUCGGGGCAGACAUUGCCCUGGCCACGAGGCAAGAUGUUAGGCGGCACCGGCGCCAUGAAUUUCUUAGUCUGGAACCGGGGCUGUCGCGAGGAUUAUGAUGCAUGGGCUGAGCUUGGCAAUCAAGGUUGGGGCUGGGAGGAUUUGAAGUAUUACUUCAAGAAGACGGAGAGCUUUACGCAACCCUCCGCAGCUCAACAGCGUGAAUUCAUUACGCCCCAUCGGAUCAGCGAUCACGGCGUGGGUGGCCCAGUGCAGACAACUUACCCGUCCUUCGUUUCAGAAACGCAUAAGUAUUGGCAUAGCACGUUGCAGAAUCUGAACGUGGAAACGAAUCCUUCGCAUCUCGGAGGCUCCAAUGUCGGGGCCUGGACAUCCGUGGUCAAUGUCGAUCCUAAAACUCGCACUCGAAGCUAUUCAGCAACUGCUUAUUUGCGUCCAGUCACUGGCCGUACAAACCUGAAGGUCCUCACUAAUGCUAACGUGGACGAGAUUUUAUUUGAGGCCGACAAGAGAAUCGAUGGAGAUCUGGUAGCCACUGGCAUCAAGUUUACCAUCGAUGGCCGCACCCUAAAGGCGCACUGCACGCGGGAAGUCAUCCUCAGUGCUGGAUCUGUCGGUUCUCCGCAAAUCCUGGAGCUAUCUGGGAUAGGCAACCCGGACAUUCUGAAGAAAGCUGGUAUUCAGACGAAAGUGGAGAAUACCCAUGUUGGGGAGAAUCUCCAGGAACAUAUAAUGUCCAUGACGGUCUUUGAGCUCCGGUCCGAUAUUGUAACUCCAGAUGACUAUGCCGAUGCUGAGUUUAAACGCAAAGCCGACCAUUUGUAUGAAACCACCAAGGGAGGACUCCUCACCGCUACCCCGGCAUCAAUGGUCUAUCUUCCCGCUUCCAAGCUCUUCCCCGACUUGAGUAGUUUAGCUGAGAAGGCCCGAGAAUUUACGACACGGCAUCCCAAACCAUCACGGGACUAUAUCUUGAACUCUAUCCGGCAGCGACAGUUUUCUUCGGAAUCGUCUCUUGGUCAAGUAGAAUUCAUUCUUGACCAUGGCAACUAUAGCCCUGUUUUCAAGAGCGAGUCAGGAAAGAAGUAUGCGACCAUGAUGCAGGUUCUUCAGUAUCCCUACAGCAGAGGCUCCAUCCACAUCGAUCCGUCGGCUGCGACAAGCGGCAAAGUCAUAAUCGAUCCCAAGUAUUACCAAGGAGAGGGAGCAAUCGAUUACGAAGUCAUGGUGCAGGCACAAGCCUUCGGAGAUCUGAUCUGCCGUACGGCUCCCUUGAGCGACAUUGUUGUUAAACGGGUCUAUCCUCCAGAGAAUCCAUCGCUCGACUGGCGACAAUGGGUUAGCCAUAACACCAUUACUGACUGGCACCCAAUUGGCACUUGUUCAAUGCUACCUCGGAAGAGCGGUGGUGUCGUGGACUCUCAGCUUAAGGUCUACGGAACGACUAACGUGAGGGUGGCAGACGCGAGUGUAUUUCCUCUUCACAUCAGUGCUCACAUCCAGGCGACUAUCUACGCAGUGGCAGAGAAAGCGGCAGACUUGAUCAAGCAGAAAUGGGACUCACCGUUACGGGCGAAUCUCUGA
Molecule: messenger RNA, 1821 nt
Organism: Paecilomyces variotii
Lineage: Eukaryota; Fungi; Ascomycota; Eurotiomycetes; Eurotiales; Thermoascaceae
Product: putative choline dehydrogenase
Exons: 4
Coding region: 1-1821 (606 amino acids)
Molecular function (GO): flavin adenine dinucleotide binding; oxidoreductase activity, acting on CH-OH group of donors
Source: RefSeq, a predicted model, not a curated record